Molecule: messenger RNA, 1107 nt
Organism: Ascochyta rabiei
Lineage: Eukaryota; Fungi; Ascomycota; Dothideomycetes; Pleosporales; Didymellaceae
Product: 25S rRNA (uracil(2843)-N(3))-methyltransferase
Exons: 1
Coding region: 1-1107 (368 amino acids)
Source: RefSeq, a predicted model, not a curated record
AUGCCAGCACCACAAAAGUCUCGAGUAACGGGCAUCAAAAACGCCAGAGGAAAGUCUUCCAAAUUGCGGUCGACACAGGAGCAGCAGCCUAAAGUGGUAGAGGAGAAGAGCCUGGAGACAAGAAUUCCACCAGAGACCCAGCAGCUUAUUCUGAACCUCUUCAGAAAUUCGUUCCGAGAACGCUUGGAGAGCGAUGUUCAGCCAUUACUGCAGGAAGUGAAGGGGCAUUUGUUUGACCGGAAUUUCAAAAAAGCUUUUGGCAGAGAGGAUUAUCUCGAGGCUUACGCAGCCAGAUGGAGUCCCAGUCGUGCGUUGGGGUACUUGGGGGUGCUUUGGAGGAUGAGGGAAACCCUAGGUCUGGCUGGGCAUGCGCUAAAUGAGAACGAAGGUGAAGCGGACAAGAGCUGGAAAGUCGUGUGUCUGGGUGGCGGUGCGGGUGCUGAGAUUGCAACGUUGGGUGGACUGCAAAAGCUACUCUCUGAUGAGCAACAAGAGCAAGAGGAAGAGCAAAGUUGCUCAAAGAACAUGGAUGUGGUUGCGGUUGACAGCGCCGACUGGACUAAAGUCGUUGAGCAGCUUUCGGAGCACAUUACCACGCCCCCACCACUCUCGAAGUAUGCGUCGGCUGCUGUAAAAGCUGCAAACAAACCACUUGCCGACCCAUCCACUUUCAAGACAACAUUUCACCAACACGACGUUCUGACAAUGGAUUCCAAGACCUUGUCUGCGGUGCUCGACAGUGCAGACCUGGUCACGCUCAUGUUCACGCUCAACGAACUAUACUCGGCCUCUGUUUCUUUAACACAGCAAUUUCUGUUGAGAAUGACUGAAGCUUUGAAACCUGGAGCAAUGUUGUUAGUCGUUGACAGCCCGGGUAGCUACUCAACAGUCAGCCUCAACGGGGCCGACAAGAACUAUCCGAUGCAGUGGUUGUUAGACCACACCCUACUAGCAGACACUUCUGGCGGAAAGGCAAAAGAGGAGGUGAGGAAGUGGGAGAAGGUACAAGAGGACGAUAGCAGAUGGUUCAGGCUGGACGAUCGACUGGAGUAUCCGAUUGAGCUGGAGAAUAUGCGCAUGCAGCUUCAUCUCUACCAGCGACUCUGA